UUGAUUUCCAGAUGUGAAAUUCGCAGUUGCAUUUUGCUUUUAGCAAGCAUUUUGCGAGUAUUUUCAAUUAAAAAAUUUUCAACAAUCCACGAAAAUUGCGAUUGUAGUCCGUAGUCCCAAAGCGGCCCUCUAAUUAUGUGAUUUUUACGUUAAAAUUUGUGUUUUUGAGAAUGCUAUGCUAAUUGUUUUUUAUCGAUGAGCUCACGGAUGUAAAUUUAUAUCUUAAUUUCUAAUUCAGAUUGUUUUAAGCAUCUGCAAAUCUUCGGGAAAAAACCAGCAUUAAUCACCGGAAUUUAUGUGAUUUAAUAUAUCGAAUAGUAAUUUUACCGAAUAUUACUAAAUCAAAAAUUCGCCGGAUUAAUCAUUAGCGGCCUUGAUCAACCAGGAUGCAAAGCAGCCUCAUUAAACACCUUUUGGGGACUGUUUCUCAACCGAACUUUUAUUUAACAGUAGCGAUUCAUUUAUAACAAACUUGUGAUGAUUUUGCAAGGGUAAUUGACAACGAACUUUAAACCACAUCAGGGUUACUUACCAGCUACGAGGUAAAUUCUCUUUAACCUUCGGGUAACGAGCUUAACUGGAAGCCAUGGCUUUAUUAUAGGUUUUACCGCAUGCCAAUCUAUUGUUAAAAAUAAUUUUAUGUUAGCAUUAGCAUGUGGCAUUUGACCAAAAAUAGGUUGAUAAUUUUCGCGAAGAUGCGUAUCAUUGUCAUUUGGUCAAUAGAAGAAUUUCACCAGUUAAGGUGAGCUGAUUUGAACGAUGCGAUUAUUGAGAUUGAAAACUGCUUUUUACAGAGUGAACGACUAUAUGUGUGAUUCAAAAAUACGUAAAGUUUAGCUCUUUUGGGCCCCUUGAGUUGAAAGAGUCAACUGUUUACAUGUGUGUUUUUUCAGCUCAAUGCAAAGCUCUCGACCUAAGGAGCUUCUCAAUAUGAAUAUAUGAAAAGUUCCUGUGUCUUAAAAACCCGAACUUUAUCUCUCAACUACUUUGUUUGUAGGUGUAAGUUUCAAUCAGAAUCAGAAGACUUGUUUUCAAUCAAAAUCAUCAUUUUUUCGCAGUCAAGUUUUCUAAUAAUUCUACGCUUUGAUCACUUGGUAAAUUGAAGAAUUCAUUCUUCGACUUGAUUUAUAUCAGUGACUCAUAUUGGAGCAUCUUCAACGGGCAGACGUUUAUAUAGUGGGGAGAGAAGAUGCGGCUUCCAAGAUAUAAAUAGUCAACGAUUAUGAAAUAGCGAAUAAUUUUCAUAUUUCUACACUUAAUGAAAUUAGCGACCCGUUAAACUGCCAUUAUUGAUUUCGGUUCGGUGUGAGUAAAUUGUGCGUUCUACUCGAGAAAAUCACCUCCUAAACAUGAGGACAUAUUUUCUACUGGUAACAUUGGUGUGUUGCCUGCAAAGGUCAACAGCUGGAGAGGUGAGACUGUUGGAUCUUGAGCCGAGCGACGCUCAGAAUCUGAUCGAACAGCAGGAUCAGACUUUGAAGUAUGCGCCUAAGGUCGAGUCGAAUGUACCGGCAGUACGAUUUCUAGGCCAAGAGCCUCACAAUGUGCUGGAAGACAUUUAUUUGGCCAAGCAAUAUCAUGGGCAAGACGGCUUAGGCGGGUACCUUUAUGGCUACCAGGUUCCAGACAUUGCAAAGAACGAGCAGAAGAAACCCAGCGGGGACUUGAAAGGUGCUUACAACUAUGUGAAUGGCGCAGGCCAGGAAAUCAGAGUGCAAUAUUGGGAUAACGGAAACGGUUUUCAUCAAACUGACAACAUUCCCGAAAUCCUGCCGCAGCAAAUCGAAGAUUUGCCGGAGGUUAAGGCCGCUAAGGACGCCUUCUUCAAGAGGUGGCAGGAGGAGGCUGAGCGCAAUACUCACCCAGUUCAAAGUCCCUACAACAGCGAAGGGCAGUACGCCAGCGGGCCUCUUUCUGCCAAAGGCCAGCAGCAAAGAGCGCAGUUCUUUGCCCAACAGCCCCAAUAUCAACCUCAACAGAACAUUUUCGCUAAAGCCGCAGGUCCAGCGCAAAAAGUUGCAGGUUCUCAGCCAAUCAGCUACUAUCCGCAACAGCCCCAAUACCAAGCCGCUGCCAGUCAGCAGCAGCAGGUCGUUAGACCGCAAGGCUUAUAUGAAGCGGCUGCAGCACCUCAACCUGUUGCCCAACCUCAACAUCAAUACUUAGCAGCUGCUUCUUCCGGGCAAAAUGCCUAUGCAAGACAACCGGCACCUCAAGCCGCCGAACAAGACAACGAAGGUGCUUACGUUCCUGGUGAUGAAGGCAAAUACACUCCGCAAGAAGGUGAAGAAUCGACCGGCCCCCCAAAAGGCUUCUUCUAUGCUUUUGACUAUCCUGUGGGAAUAAUCACUCAGGAUCAGGGCCGAGCGCUGCCAGCUGAGAAGAGUGGCAAUUUUAAUAGCGUCUACGAGCAAAACAAGCUUUGCAAGCAAGGUUUGAACGGCAGCUGCAACAAGGAGGCGCCAGAGGAUCCACCAACAGUCAAUAUUUGGUGACUGGGCAGUAAUGCGUCAUAGCGUAUUUAUUAAGAUUUUUUUCAGUUUUUCUGUUUGGGUCGUUUGCAGUCUUGCAACUGGUUCAAACCGGAACAAUUACGGAGUUGUACAGCAAAAAAACUAAUUUAACUAAA
This is a messenger RNA of Dendroctonus ponderosae (mountain pine beetle), 2629 nucleotides long. RefSeq lists its product as uncharacterized. The record is from RefSeq and is a predicted model, not a curated record. NCBI's taxonomy places the organism in Eukaryota, Metazoa, Arthropoda, Insecta, Coleoptera, Curculionidae.